UACUAUAUAAAAAUCAUGGACGGUAUAGCACCCGAUGUUUAUGCCAAACAAAAAAGUAAUGCCCAACUAAUGGCUAUGCAAUCAAUUGAUAGUCUAAUCGAUGCUAACUAUAGACCAUAUGACCAGAUUGUGGACAUCGGUUGCGGUGACGGCGAUAUAACCAAACAUUUUCUCGGCAAACAUUUACCGCAUAAACAUAUACUGGCCAUCGAUAUCGUACCCGAUAUGAUAAGCUAUGCCCGCAGUCAUAACCAUUCAGAUGACAAUACUAUUGAAUAUCUAUUGCAAGAUAUGAGUAUCGAGUGGCCAGAGUUGUGUCCACGAGUACGGGAAUUGGACGGUAAGGUUGACCUAAUUUUCUCAAACUUUACCCUAUCGUAUAUGCCGGACAAGUGGCGUACGGUCGGCAUAUUUCGCCGAUUGCUAUCGACGGGCGGUAUAUUUCACGCCAAUAUAUUUAUUAUUGGCGAUCUAAACAAAAAACUGGUCACCAAUGGCCAACAACCGGGCAAAUGGUAUCAAUCGCGUGAAAAACAAUUAGACGAUUGGCGUCAAAGUCUAUUAUCGGAUAAUCAGUUUCUGGUCAAACAGUUUGAUAUUAUUGAUGUUAUUUGGCCGACGGAUAGACAGAAAAUGAUUGAUUUUAUGCCAAUCAUCGUAUCAAAGGUUAGGCCAUUUUUUAAGGACGACCAGUCGGCUUACGAUAGGGAACUCAACGAUCACUUAUGGGAUACGGCUUUCGAUACGGUAGUCAAUCCGAUGGCUACCGAACCCAAUCCCGGAGCUUGGAAACGGUUUUUAGCCGACCCUACUAUUAGGGAAGUCAACCGUCACCAUAGGCUGCUUAGAGUAACAGCUAUUAAACAAUAG
Molecule: messenger RNA, 870 nt
Organism: Oppia nitens
Lineage: Eukaryota; Metazoa; Arthropoda; Arachnida; Sarcoptiformes; Oppiidae
Exons: 3
Coding region: 16-870 (284 amino acids)
Source: RefSeq, a predicted model, not a curated record